ACCGUCUGCUAGCCAUCACCCAGUAAAUGCCCCGAAUUGUGGACGAGGACGGCCGCCGCGAAUUCCCCUUUCCCCCUAUGGACUCGCCGAGGACGUCGUCCUCAGGCGGCAGCAGCCUGCAGCCGAGCUCUGCAAGCAGCCGUUCGAAGUCCCUCCGCUCCCCGUCUACCUCCUUCACCUCUCACCCGCCCCCGCGUGUCCGCGCCGAGCGCGACAGCAGGCAGGACACCCUCUCCGACCUGCACCAGAAGCUGCUCGCGCACAUCGCCCCGCGCGAGCAGCCUGGCUCGCGGAGCCUCCGCACCGCGCUCGCGAUCACGACGGAACGCCUGGAGAGCGAGACGCGCCGUGCCGACGAUGCGGAGCGCCGCGUGCUCGAGGUCUUGCGCAAGUUGCGUGCGGCCCACGAGGCGACGAUGCUCGCCCAGGCCGAGGCGUCCCGGGCGAAGGAGGAGCUGACGCUGUACAAGUUCCGCCUGGACGAGGCGCAGCGCGAGAUAUUGCGUGCGCAGGAGGCCGUGAACGAUCUCGAACAAGCGAAGCUUGAGGCUGAGUCGGACGCGGCUCGUGCUCGGUCCACUGCCCGUCGGUAUCGCGAGCAGCAGCUCAUUGCGCGCGCACGGGAAGAAGGCAGGCAGGAGGGCCUACAAGAGGGCUAUUCUAGAGGAACGACCAUAGGAUACGAAGAGGCUGCGGUUGCUGAUCGGCCUAGGGAGAGGCGGUACGCCGCUCCAACCGUAGAGGAUGUGCCGGAGGAGGAGGAAGAUGAGGAGGAGCCUCGCAUGCAGAGGUACCGUGCUGGAACGCCUGGACCUGCUGAGAUUCUUGUCAGGACGCCAGUUCCUGAGUUUCGCAACCGAACACCAGGGCCAUUCAUUAUCCCGUCGGGGAGAGUGACGCCGCCGCAGCCGCAGCCACGGCGACCUCCAUCCCGACUGAGCGCGUCGAGAGCUAGCGAGCGCACUCACGUACCCGAUACUGCACACCAUGCCCCUAUACUUCCAGUACCAACAAUGGCGACACCGCUCAACCUCCCUUCUCCUUCACACUCCCGUGCCCAGACACCUACAGGGAUGCCGAUAGCGCAUCCAGCCCCGCGCUCGCUCGACAGCGGUAGCAUACCUCCCCCGAGACCUAUACGGGAACGCACCCCCUCUCCUACGCAUCCACCCGUAGAACUGCCACCAGAUGGGUGGAUUCCGUAUGCUUCCGGUCCCAACGAAGACAUUUUCCUCCCACCUCCUCAUGAGCUGUCCAGGCCGCUUUCCUCGGUGGCGGAAUCCCCUACCCCACCGCCGCCUCCUGUCCUCCAUCGCGCGGAACCAGCCCAGCCGUAUGCCAGCACAUCUACCGCGCCGCCACCACCACCCCAGAUCGUCUCGCGGGGUUAUCCAAAUGUCCCUCCCGAAGGCAUCCCGGUCACUCGUUCGAACGGCAGCAAACCCAUGUCCCCGCAGUCGAAGGCGUCCACGACAAUCUCGCAAUUCGACCUGACCAGUAGGGCGCCUUCCAGGACGAAGCCACGCGUCUCGACGUGGAGUCGAGCACCUAGAGAGGACCGACAGGUAAUGUCUCCGAGGGGGCCACGCCCGCGUGAGGACCUCCCUGCUCCUGUACGUCCUCCUUCACGGCAGGACAGCAGGGGCUCUGAUCGCUCGGAGCGUUCGGAACGCGAGAGAAGCAAAUCCUCUAUGAACCCGUUAGAGAAGCUGUUCAAGAAGCGGUACCGAGACAAGUCGUACAAAGAGUCACCGCCUAUGCCUCAUCCUGUGGUUCCCGACAUUAUUGUUGAGUCACCUUCCACGCCCUCCACCAAUCGUUCGUCUAUAAGAACCACAGCUACACACCCAGCAUUCCUGAGUCCAGAGCUUGCUCCGCAAUCGUUAGCUCCGUUAGCUCCUCAGGAUCCCAAUAUUAUCGUCAUGCGCACGGAGAUACCGGGCUAUCAUCCAUCGAUCCCCAUCGACCAGCAAUACGUUCCUCCACGGCCGGAGUCCGUCUCCCAAGAAGCCGUUAUUCCUCCCCCAGGCGACCAGUUCCCGCCCGGAUUCGUUCCGAUGACCCCGCCGAUGCCCACGGAUCCCAUCCCUGUCCCUUCCAACACCCCCGUCCCCGUCCCGCCGCCAACAAACCCGAUUCCGGUGCCUGCAAACACGCCGGUUCCGAUCCCCCCACCGAGCAACCCGGUUCUUGUUCCGUACAGAGAGGCAACCCCUGUGCGGGUCGCAUACGAUGCACCGCUGCCCGUCCCGCAGAACGAGGCCCUGUCUGUUGCGCAGCGCAGUCGCACCGAGAGUCCGCGGCGGGCGCGGUACGACGAGGCGCCUAUACCCGCUGGCGUGGUAUACCCCGAGCCGCCCUCGCGGCGGUCGGGGACGCCCUCGUCGUCGCUCAGCCCGAAGUCGCGGAGGGGCAGGCCGGACGUGAGGAGCCCGGGGGCGAACUUGUCGCCGCUGCCCAUCCAUUUCCAGUUCUUCGCGCCGCUGAAGUCGGACACGACGUCGGAGUCGCUACGGCUCUGAGAUUCGACCCUUGGGCGGACGCUUCAUCGCUUAAUGGCAGCUCUGGUCGGAUCGCCGGACCGGGCUUAUUUUUAUCGCUUUCAUUGCCGUGUAUAGUAGAUAGUGUUGUACUAGUAGCCAUCAUCCCUUGUACCUUCAACACAGCACAGAUCUGUCUUGUACAUAUAGUACAGUAAGAGGUUUGUUCGCCUCUACUAAGUGCCAGGUGUUUCC
Dichomitus squalens LYAD-421 SS1 is the source of this 2735-nucleotide messenger RNA. RefSeq lists its product as uncharacterized. The transcript is spliced from 5 exons. Lineage: Eukaryota; Fungi; Basidiomycota; Agaricomycetes; Polyporales; Polyporaceae. The coding region runs from base 27 to 2522 and encodes 831 amino acids. The record is from RefSeq and is a predicted model, not a curated record.